Messenger RNA from Canariomyces notabilis, 1845 nucleotides. RefSeq lists its product as uncharacterized. The transcript is spliced from 2 exons. Lineage: Eukaryota; Fungi; Ascomycota; Sordariomycetes; Sordariales; Chaetomiaceae. The record is from RefSeq and is a predicted model, not a curated record. The coding region runs from base 103 to 1671 and encodes 522 amino acids.
ACGACACCCCAGUCAUUCUUCAAUCAAGAAACCUCCACUAAUCACCAGUUGCUGUGGAUGGCGGCGAUUGCGGCCGAGAUCGAGACCGAGCUGAUUUAAGAUAUGGAGUCAUCACCGUUGACCAAGGCACACGACCACGCCCGGGCCGCCGCUAUCGCUACCCACUCUGCCGACACGACAGUUGCCAUCAGCGAGCACGCUCAGGCGGCCGGCGAGUUUGCGAACGCAUCCAAGAGCACAACCAGCAUCGAGGCACUGCGGACUCUGAAACUGCUCGAACAACACCACAAACGCCUGUCGGAGCUGCUGAAGCUGCCCAUCGGUCCGCCAAGCCACAGCAGCGUUGAGAACGACAUAAUCGAGGAAGAGGAAGAAAAGGAGAGAAGCGGCCUAGAUGAUUCUAAGACUCCCCGCCCGCGCGAAGAGGCGCCCGUAUCAAAGCAAGCAUCCCAAGUGAAACCGCUGCCAACCCUCGCUCACCCAAGGUACCCGGGUCGCAAUCUUUCGUCUUCCAUCGCAAGCAACCUCGCUUCUGCCCGCGGCAUCAGAGCCAGGUACAGCACCCAGCCAUUGACGCCCAGCGUGUCCAAUGACCAGGCCCCAGGCAGUCUCGAGGCGCGCCCGCGCAGGGAAGGCUCGAUUAGGAGCAAGGCUUCCGACUCGCUAGAUCACGCCCGGAAGCCGAGCUGGGUACCCCCGGUCAUUAAGGAAGACACGGUCCAAGAGGCCCCGAAGUCUCCAAAGUCCGAGGCAGACAGCUCAGCACCUAGCGAGGAUGGAUUCUCAAGGUUCUACAACACGUUCGGGAGCCUGAUUAACCGACUCUCGGCCCCUCUGGCAUUUGCCGGACUCCCGCUCAUCUCGGAGGAAUCCACCAGCGCAGCGACUACAACCGUCCCGUCGGAGCCGGCCUCAAGGAGACCGCGACAGCGCCCUUCCACCUCGACCGCCGAGCCCGAUCUGUCCAAGAUUUACUCGCGCGCCACCCUGCGCUCUCUCGCCCGCGACGGCCACGGCCCCAGCGACUCCUUCUACGUGGUGCCCACCAGCGGCCACACAGCCUCGUACGCGAGCAUCCUCAACCACGAGAACAAGGAAAAACGGCGGAUGGCGGCGUCUCUACACCGUGGCAACGACGAUGCUGACGACAACGAGGACGACGACGACUUCGUCGACGCGCGCGAGUCGCAGGCCACCGCCGCCCCGCCGCUGUCGCCCACGCUGCGGAAGCGCCUCGGCAGCAGGGGCAGCCGGGGCGACAGGGAUCUGCGCAACACGCUCGAGGAGCUGCAGCUCGAAAACGCCAGUCUCAAGGACGUCCUCGACAAGGUGAGCAAGCGGCUGCACGCCUUCGAGUUGAACUCGCAGACAUCGCACCUCGCCCUUGCCCAGAGCCUCCGGCUGCAGCGCCCCGGCUCGCCCAUGUCCUCCAGCGGAGGCGCGGGCCACGGGUCCGGCCCCGGAGACGAGGCGCUGCGGCGGCGGAACCGGGAGCUCGAGGAGCAGCUUGCCGAGCUGGGCAAGCGGAUGGCUGAGCUGGAGCGGGAUCACGUCAAGCUGCAGCAGACGGUGGAAAAGUACCGUGAGAGGUGGGAGAAGCUCAAAGCUGGCGCCAAGGCGAGGCGUGAAGCACAGGAGCAGGCCAAUGACGGGGAGGGGUCUAGGAAGUGAUCUUUGUUUUUGUUUUGUCGAGUAAAUUCGGUUCAGCCUGGAGUUAGUGGGAUGGAGCUAGUCGCCGCGGCGAUCAAUGAUAACUACGAUGGCGUUUGUCUUCACAUUCUCCGUGCUGGAUGCAAGCAUGCCCGUAGUGUGUUGUAGUGGGGGAACGCCAAAUAAAGAGAUCUC